AUGGCAACCGCCGACCCUCCACAGUCGGCCUUGGCCGGAACAGCACACAAGCCUCCCCGAGCACAAUCACCACCUGCUCAAUCCAAGCGCGAGCGUAAGAAGCAACUCAUUUACGAGAAGCUAGCCGCUCUUGAGCGAGACAUGAGCCGCGACCGCGACCGGAGCUACAGAGAAGAACUCCAAAAGAUCCAAGCAGAUGUGCACCUCGUCUCUCGAGUUGAUCCCUACGCCGAUCGCCCUCUUGACGAAAUUGAUCGCGACCUUCAAGAGCUUUCGCAAGCAAAUGCCAAUGGCACCGACCGACCCACGAGAACGCUACUGGAAAUGGCAGGACCAUCUUUCCAAGAAUGGGUCGAGCAUGUCAAGGAUAUGCUCGAGGUUCGUGAUUAUGAGCUGACAUCACAAAAGCAUGAGCACGAAGCUCGAACCAUUAUGCACCGCAAUACGUAUGCCUACAAAGUCGAAGUCGCCAGAAGAGAACACAGAGCUUUAUCGGCCACACUGAAAGACCGACUGAUGAACGCCAUCACAUCAAAGAAGCUUCGGCUUAAUAGGGAGAAAGAAGCUCUCGAUGUCGCUGAGAGCACCGUUCUGUUCUUACACCCCAACCAAUACACCUUGACGAACCCGGCAAGCCCUGGAGGCACCCAUUCGAAGCGGGCUACCAGACUGCGCAGAGACGCAGACGAUGUUUCCGGUCUCUCGGAUAAGAAGAGAAAGAGAAACGGUGCAGAGGAUGACGGCUCGCCCGCUCCUAUUCGAAGAGCUCUUGAUGCAUCCGCCACCACUCCUCUUUGGCAGAAUGACAGACUGCGUGCUGCACGGCGUGAGACUGGCCCAAUCUACAGCAUCGAGAAGCUCUUUACCGACAAGGAGCUUUCCAUGAACUACAACACUGCAGCUAUUGCUGCCUACAAGCAUCUGCUCACCCGGCGUGACAACGCUGGUAACCCGCUUUCCUCACCCGAGGAGAGCGAAGCUGGAAACGGCGAGGUCAAUGGCGACGAGAAGGAAGACCUGGCUGCUCCUGCCAUGGAACGCGCACCUUCCCAUCAGACCAGAAGCACUCGUAAUCUUGGCCAGAACUGGUUCGACGACAAGGUUCUCGGCGUUGAGGGUCUGGCCAACUUCGAGCUUGCCGGUAACCUCGAAAAGAUGGAUGCACAAGAGCCUCGGCUGCCACCCCUGAUUCACUCGCAAUAUUCCAAGGCAUAUGUCAAGUCCGAGUCCAACACACCCACCUCGCUCUCUCAGGACGAUGUCCACCAGGACAUGCAAAUCAUGAACGUCUUCAAAGCUUAUGAGCGUGCCAAGGGCGCUGGGGCCAACAUUGAUACGCCAAAUGGCGGUCGGCGACUGCUUGAAAACAUGAUCCCAGCUCAGCGGAACGGCAGACCCUUCGCCGCCCUGAUUCAGGGUCAGCCACGCCCAGUCCCUGAGCAUGUAGCUGACUCAUUGGGUGUAAAUGCGUCAGCCCUCAGAGACGAGCCUGCACCCAGCGGCUUGGGAGCUCUUGCGCCGGGAAUUACGACGAGCAACAAAGACUCACCGGCGGCCCCACCCAUGUCUCGGCAGAGUAGCUUCGGUGGUGUUGCCAUGAGCCGCUCUGGCAGUGGUCGGGGAAGACGACGGGGCUGA
Molecule: messenger RNA, 1638 nt
Organism: Pestalotiopsis fici W106-1
Lineage: Eukaryota; Fungi; Ascomycota; Sordariomycetes; Amphisphaeriales; Sporocadaceae
Exons: 2
Coding region: 1-1638 (545 amino acids)
Biological process (GO): negative regulation of transcription by RNA polymerase II
Cellular component (GO): Sin3-type complex
Molecular function (GO): histone deacetylase binding
Source: RefSeq, a predicted model, not a curated record